Messenger RNA from Anopheles bellator, 1685 nucleotides. RefSeq names its product transcription factor collier (gene kn). Gene Ontology annotation, molecular function: DNA-binding transcription factor activity, RNA polymerase II-specific; RNA polymerase II cis-regulatory region sequence-specific DNA binding. The coding region runs from base 16 to 1617 and encodes 533 amino acids. The record is from RefSeq and is a predicted model, not a curated record. The transcript is spliced from 13 exons. Lineage: Eukaryota; Metazoa; Arthropoda; Insecta; Diptera; Culicidae. Gene Ontology annotation, biological process: regulation of transcription by RNA polymerase II.
CGGGGCGCCGGAGGGAUGAUGUUCGGGCUGCCCCCGUCCGGGGCCGACAUGAACCAGCCGCGCGGCCCGAUGACGUCGCUCAAGGAGGAACCGCUCGGGGCCCGCGCCUGGAUGCAGCCGGCCGUCGAUCAGGCAAAUUUGGGCAUCGGACGGGCCCACUUCGAGAAGCAACCGCCAAGCAACCUGCGGAAGUCGAACUUCUUCCACUUUGUCGUGGCGCUGUAUGAUCGGGCCGGGCAACCCAUCGAAAUCGAGCGGACCGCUUUCAUCGGUUUCAUCGAGAAGGACCAGGAAUCGGACGGUCAGAAGACAAACAACGGCAUCCAGUACCGGUUGCAGCUACUCUACGCUAAUGGUGCCCGCCAGGAACAGGAUAUCUUCGUGCGACUGAUCGAUUCCGUAACGAAACAGGCCAUCGUCUACGAAGGACAGGACAAGAACCCGGAGAUGUGCCGAGUACUGCUGACGCACGAGGUCAUGUGCAGCCGAUGCUGCGACAAAAAGAGCUGCGGAAAUCGCAACGAAACACCGUCUGAUCCUGUGAUUAUCGAUCGAUUUUUCCUUAAGUUUUUCCUCAAGUGCAACCAAAACUGUCUGAAGAAUGCUGGCAACCCGCGGGACAUGCGACGAUUUCAAGUAGUGAUAGCGACCCAGGUGGCCGUGGACGGGCCUCUGCUGGCCAUCUCGGACAACAUGUUCGUCCACAACAACAGCAAGCACGGGCGCCGGGCGAAGCGGAUCGAUCCCGAAGGUACAGCCAACUCACCCUUGGCAAUGUCGGGCCACCAUCUGGCCCCGGACAGUACGUACGACGGCAUCUACCCGCCGCUGCCGAUGGCUACGCCCUGCAUCAAGGCCAUCUCACCGAGCGAAGGCUGGACCACGGGCGGUGCCCAGGUGAUUAUCGUCGGUGAUAACUUCUUCGACGGGCUGCAAGUCGUCUUCGGGACGAUGCUGGUCUGGAGUGAGCUUAUCACCUCGCAUGCGAUCCGAGUUCAAACGCCACCCCGCCACAUACCAGGAGUCGUCGAGGUAACCCUCUCCUACAAGAGCAAACAGUUCUGCAAGGGUUCGCCCGGACGCUUUGUCUAUGUCUCCCUCAGCGAACCGACGAUUGACUAUGGGUUCCAGCGACUCCAGAAGCUGAUCCCGCGCCACCCGGGUGAUCCGGAGAAGCUACCGAAGGAGAUCAUUCUGAAACGGGCCGCGGACCUAGCGGAGGCACUCUACUCGAUGCCUCGCUCCCCGAACAGCUCGUCCGGCUUCAAUUCCUACAGUGGCCAGCUGGCGGUUAGCGUGCAAGAUGGCACCGGUCAGUGGACUGAAGACGAGUACACUCGGGCCCAAAGCAGUAGCGUUAGUCCCCGGGGUGGAUACUGUAGCAGCGCCUCGACGCCGCACUCGUCCGGUGGCGGAUCGUACGGAAGCAGCAACGGGUACACAACGGCACCCAACAUGACCGGGCUGUCGUCUUCGCCUGCCAGCGUCUUCAAUUCCACCACAAGAAUCAACGGUCUGAUGAGUGGCGGCAGUGGCUUCAGUCCGUACUCGAUGACGACUUGCGGCACCCAAGGAUACACCCCAAGUCCGCUGGCGGCAACCACCACGACCAAAUGAGCCACGCAGCCAACCGAUGGUGAACCGAACGAUUAGUUUGUAAAAACAGUCACCAUCACCGAGAAUGU